Messenger RNA from Phaeodactylum tricornutum CCAP 1055/1, 3347 nucleotides. RefSeq lists its product with no specific name. Gene Ontology annotation, cellular component: membrane. The record is from RefSeq and is a predicted model, not a curated record. Bases 186 to 1880 code for a protein of 564 amino acids. Lineage: Eukaryota; Bacillariophyta; Bacillariophyceae; Surirellales; Neidiaceae. Gene Ontology annotation, biological process: transmembrane transport. The transcript is spliced from 3 exons. Gene Ontology annotation, molecular function: transmembrane transporter activity.
UCGAAAGCUCGGCAACCUCUCAUAUUCCAUCAAGCCGAAGGGAUUGGAAGGAUUCGUUCAUUCUUCACAGUCAGCCGAGACCGUUGGUACGGUUAUCGUCUCCAUUUGCGGAAAGGCUGAGCACAACCCUCGAUCUCGGUCGAGCUUUUCUGCAACUAUCAUCACUAAAUUCUAUCCUUAUAAGCAUGUCAACCCCAACAUCUUCCUCGUCCUUUGCGUUGGCGAAAGUUCUUCCCUCGUCGGUCACGGCAUGGAUGGCCGAUCGCCCACACGCCGUCGACACGAUCAUGUUGUUUGUGGCCUUCCAGAUCGCCUACGCCGCGACGAAUCCCAGCAUACAGUGGCAGUACAUGGCGAUUUACGGUCUCGGUCUGUUGCUCGUAACGAAGGUGGCUCAUUCGCCCUUGGAGUUCUUCAAAGGUGGGAUCGCUGACACGGCUACCGAUCGCAGUUCCUACGCAAUCUUGGCUGGUAGUACCUUUAUCAGUUGGAUCUUUGCCAAGAGCAUCCAAAACGCCAGUAUCCUCGGAGCCAGAUACGGUAUCCUCGGCGGCUUUGCCUACGGCACUUGGUACAUAGCCUUCCUUUCCGUUGGCGUUGUUUGCUACUAUUUGCGAACCAAUCAGGGCUAUACAUCCCUGCAAGAAGCAAUCUUUGAGCGUCUUGCUGUACUUUUUCGUCUCUACCAAGAAAUCUGGAGCAACUCGCUCGUGGUGGCUUCUUUCUACGGCGACUACAAUACGGCUUCCUGGUGGAUUGCGGCUCUUUUGUCCACAUUCAUUCCCUUUGUCUACGUUUCCUUGGGAGGACUCCGGUCCUCGCUAAUCUCCGACGUCAUUCAAGCUCUUCUAGCUGUCAUUCUUCUGGUGACGGUACUCGGUGUGAUUGGCAAGCAAGUUAACGAACUGUCAGACGAGUGUGAGGUCGCUGGACGGGGCGACUGCAACCUAUUCCAGUGGGAUACCAACGUGGGCGUUGCUACCAAUACUUUGGAAGGGGGUUGGGACUUGGCGAUAGUCGGCUUGAUUCAGGGAUUGUUCAGCUAUCCUUUCUUUGAUCCAGUUCUCACGGACCGUGCCUUUUUAGCGAGCCCUAAAACAAUGUUGCGAGCCUUCCUUACUGGCGGCGUCAUUUCCUUCCUGUUUAUAUUUUUCUUCGGUUUCAUUGGCAUUUUCGGCAAUCUUGCUGCAACCGUGGAUGAGACAAUUGACCCUGCUCUCCUUACCGGAAUUAGCACGGGAAUUCCUGCCGACGUGGCUCGCUACCUCGGUACCGGCGUCUUUACCAUUACCAAUAUUAUUUUCAUGACAACUUCUAUCAGUACGCUGGAUUCGGCGUUUGCUUCGACGGCCAAACUUUUUGCCGAGCUACGCACAUUCUUUUGGAAAUGGAAGCCGGAAAAACUCGCCAACGUAACCGAUCAACACGUUGCGCUGGGCCGCUUUGCUAUUCGUUUUAUUGCCCUCUUGGGCACUUUACCUUUGUUACAGGACCCCAGUGCCCUCGACGCGACGACGGUCAGCGAUUGGCAACACCUCACUGUCGGCGAGGGAUCGUACGCCAAACUCCUAUGGUUCAAUUUAGUUGGCUCUGUGGCUACCUUGGGAGCUUUUGUCGUUUUCUUUGGCCUAGAAAAGUAUGUGCUCUCUAAAGUGGUUCCCUUGUACGCUUGGCACGCUCAAGUCCUCGAAGUACACGAGGGGAAGUCGGUGCACGGGAUGGGCAACGAUGAGCUGUCACACAAGUUGGAUCGAUCCAACGAAGAUCACGACAAAGAAUUGGAGAGCAUCGACAGCAGUAGCGAAGAAGUCGCCUCGGGUGGGAGCGCUGGAGAAGAAGACAACGACACGAGCACCAAGCUGGAGGCCGACAAAGUUUGAAACGUGAUGGCCGGGAAUUGCUGGUGUUGGCCUACGGAAGCAGUGCACGAAUGCAAGCAGGUUAACGACAGUCAACAAACAUAAAUGUGUUUGUAUAUACAUUACCGAUUUACAAUACAAAGCUAAAGCUUGUAGAGUUCUAUAGAAAUCGUCAAUCAAUCAAGUGCAAUCAUAGUCCAAGAGCUUCUUUUUGUAGUCGAAAUAGGUCAACGGCCGCCUCGUAUAGCGCCAUGUCGAGCUCAUUGUGUUUCCGAAUGAGCUGUGCGGUUGCGUCGUCGGGUCGCGACGGCAAGUCCCAGUGCGUGCUACCACUUCGGUCCCUUGCGUUCCCGGUACGGCUUCCGCAAUGAUUGUUUUGUGGCGACGCGUUGGAGUGCGGCAAGCCGCACACGGUGCCGUUCACGUCCGUGGCCAACCAGGGAAAAACGCGCCCCACCAUGGCGGCGGUCGUGUUCAACUCUUCCGUCAGGCCCACCAUAGUAAAGAAAUCGUGCAUGUUGCGAAUCGCUUCCGAUAUGAUUUGCUGUCGUUGUUGCGGAGUCCCGCGGGCUGUGGCGAUGGUGGUUUCGUUGAAAUUUGUCGAACUCAGGAGAUUGUUGGUUUGGUGAUUCUGCAGUUGCAGGGCACACAUCCGAUCAAGAGUGGAGUUACCGCUGUCGAUUUCCGCGUAGACGUCCUUCAGAUCCCGACAGCCGUAACACGCUUUGGUUCGGAAGCGAUACAUGCUCCAGACACGGUCUACGGGAUGACGCAGGACGGUCACGGCCCGAAUGGGCGUCGUAUCAGUGGAAGGAACGAUACCGCCUUCCUCACCAUUAUCGGAUCCACCACUGGUGGUCCGAGUCCACUGAAACGUAGUCAGAUCGCGGAGCGGGGCACAGUAACUCAUAAUAGCGGCUUCUUGAACCUUUCCGACACACUGUGUAUCGUCUCCGGACAAACAGCGCGCGUAACGCGCCGCACUGCAUUCGUGUAUGUUUUGGUAAGGAAGUGUCCCGUGUUGCGAUCGAUAGCGUUGCAUAGCGCAGCGAAUCAGUCCAUCCAUCGAGGUCCCACCCGUCUUCAUGUGGUGCAGGUGCAGAAAUUGUCGCGGUUGUACGGGGCCUUCCUCCGUGUCGGACGUGCGUAACAGAUCGUGCGGUAUCCCCAGUUUGGCUCGGAGUUGCUCCACGACUUGUUGUCCCUGGGUAUUACCAUCCGGAUCCAAAGGCACCGCCUGUGCGAGUGUCUCGGAAACGGUGGACGGCUGGUAGAGACGUGUGGGUGUGGAAGAAGAGAAUAUAUGUGUACGCGAUUGGUACGUGGCAAACAAGACAGCCAGCGAUACCGCGAAGGUAGCAACGGCCACGACGGGACGCAUCGGAAGUGUGACCAGUCUCGUACGGUGUGGCACAGAACGCCGUCGUUGGAGACAGGAAUGGGGUGGACAGUAAUGAACAAGGCAAGCGAGAUUUGUGUAGCAGCUUC